AUGAAUAACCCAAACAACCAGCAUCACGAAUCGAUACGUAAAUUGAUUGCAUCUAAUUUCAAACAAUCAAAUCAAUCGCCAAAAUCGGAAGCACGUUCCGACGGUGAAAUCAAUCAAGAUGGGUCAACUACUCUGCCGACGGGACCAUAUUCGCCAUCAAUUCCCAAUCGCAGAAAAUCACAUUCAAUAAGUAAUGCAGAUUUGUCUCAACAAAGAUCGAAUACAAAGAAAGUGUCAUUUUCCAACUUGCAGUCGGCAAACUCAUCGCCCAUGACUAAUCAAUCCUCAUCAUCAUCUAGUGGGUCAAUAGAUAACUCAGAGAACGAGAAUAGCGACCAUGAUGAUGGGGGAAAGCAUGAAUCAUGUCCUCGGGCUCGAUACAAUGCUGGUGAUGUUGUAUUGCGUCGUCCUGAUUUUAAGGGCCCAGGUGGCAAGCUGAAAUUGGGUAUGGGUCAUGACUAUUUACAACCACAAAAUCAUGCUUCAUUUAUGACAAGUGUCUCACCUUCUCCAUCAAGUGUCUCACCAAGCGUGUCUACCACAUCGUUGAAUAAAAGAGUUGGAGGAAGGAACAGGCACAGUUAUGGUGGAGAGAAAUUAGCAUUAACAAAAUCAUUGGACUCUCAACUACUAGAACCUUCAGAAUCAAACAAUUCAGUCAACUCCUUCCUACCUGAAUUCAAUAAUAGACCCUUGACUGAUACACCUUUUGUGUCGUAUGUCGGGUCCCCCUUAACUAGGGAACAAUCCAAUACUGAAGAUUAUGACAAUCAAGAGACGGGUGCCACGGAUCUGGUUCACAAAUCGAAAAACAUUUCCCAUUUGAACUUGACAGACUUAGCUGAUAGCAAUCAGUCCCUGUCAGAGACUGAGUCUUUAAAGGAAGCAAGAAACUCUGCUGCUCACAGGGCAGCUUCAAUGGUUGGUACUCAAUCCGCAACUGUCAGCUAUGGCAUGAGACGGCCUUCAUAUGUGCCAACCGAUCCAGAGACUGAAUUAGAUGCGUCUAAGUUACAUUCAACCGCGGGGGAGGUUCAAGCAAACCCAGAACCUGGAGUAAGCACUCUAGGAGAUACAAAGAAGCAUACUGAAGAGCAAAAGAGAACACAACUAGAUGAACGGGAGAAGAGGCUCUUUGAAAUAGAAAUGGAACAAGAGAAGCAAAAACAAGCAGACAAGAAAGCAGAAAUAAAUUUGACCAAGGAUUUCUCACGCUUGUUGAAAGAUGUUCCACCGCAUAUGAAAGAACAAUUUGAGAAAACACCUUCUAUUGAGCAAUUAAAAAAUUUGCUUCUAACUGCAAAGCCACCGAUUUCCUCUAGGAAAACGUAUACUUUGAAUAUUCCAGGUCAAACAAAAUCGAAAACGUCGCCUGAUGGAAAAAUUGCAUCGGUUGAUGUUGGGUCGAAACUAGUCAUCGUAAUGGUUGGAUUACCAGCAAGAGGAAAGUCGUAUAUAACCAACAAGCUCACACGAUAUCUCAACUGGCUUCAACACGAUUGUCGGGUAUUCAACGUUGGUAAUACCAGGCGUAAGAGUAAAUUGAAUGCCGGACCAGAGCAAAACCCAUUGCCUGACUCGCAUCCAAAUUCUGAGGCACAAUCACCAAUCCAGGGAGCUGCUGGAGGUUUUGGUGAAGCAAAGAAAGAGGCAGUCAUAUCCAAACCAAAAACUACUGAACAUGAUGCCUCUUUUUUCAACCCGGAAAACAAGGCAAGUACAGCCUUGAGGGAAAAAUGGGCUAUGGAUACUUUGGAUAUGUUGUUGGACUAUGUCAUCAAUGGAAGUGGCUCGGUUGGUAUAUUUGAUGCUACAAACUCCACCAAACAUAGGAGAAAGAAAGUGCUCAAGAGAAUACAGGAAAGAAGCAAUGGUGAGUUGAAGGUUUUGUUUUUGGAGAGUAUUUGUAGCGAUCCAGCAAUUAUAGAAAGCAACAUUCGUUUAAAAUUGAGUGGACCUGAUUACAAAAACAUGGAUCCAGAAGUGGCCUUGAAAGAUUUUGUCGGAAGACUACAUAACUACAAAAAGGCAUACGAAACUAUUGAUGAAGAAGAAGAGCAGAUUCCGGGAUUUCAAUAUGUCAAGAUGAUUGAUGUGGGAAAGAAGGUGGUUAGUUUCAACAUCCAGGGGUUCCUUUCUUCACAAACAGUAUACUUUUUGCUCAAUUUCAAUCUUUGUGAACGUCAAAUUUGGCUUACUCGUCAUGGUGAGAGUCGAGACAAUGUCAGUGGUAGAAUUGGUGGUGACUCGCAUCUAACAAGACGUGGUAAGAAAUUUGCUAAAGCAUUGGCUAAAUUUAUGAAUUUCCAGCGUGAGGAGUUUAGAAAACACCAAUUGGAAAGAUUUUCCACUCGUUUGGAACUCAAAUAUAAUUCAAUGUUCAACCCUGAGGAUGUUGCUGCAAUACCAAAUGAACCCAAUUUUUGUGUUUGGACAUCAAUGAUGCAUCGUGCUGUGGAGUCAGGUGUUUACUUCAAUGAGCAGGUUUAUUCCGUUAAACAAAUGCGUAUGUUGAAUGAGAUUGGUGCAGGAAAGUGUGAGGGUAUGACGUAUGAGGAAAUACAAGACAAAUAUCCGAAGGAGUUUGAACUGAGGUUAGAAAACAAGUUGAGUUAUCGAUACCCUGGUGUUGGUGGUGAAAGUUAUUUGGAUGUCUUGACUCGGUUACGUCCAUUAAUCACCGAAAUCGAACGCACAACUGAUCAUCUCCUUAUUAUUAGUCAUCGUGUUGUCCUUCGUAUCCUUAUUGGUUAUUUCCUCAAUUUGCAACCCUCUGACAUUGUUCAAUUGGAUGUUCCGCUUCACUCGUUAUACAAGUUGGAGACAAAUCCUUAUGGAACCAAGUAUGCUUUGUACACAUAUAGGGAAGAUAUGGAUUGGUUUGUUGAGACGAAGCCAGAGAAUCAAAGGAAUGUUCAGGAAAUGGGAUUAGCGUUUAAUGAAAAGAGGUUUUCGAUUGUGCCUACGGUUCCGAAAAAGUCGCUUUAG
Messenger RNA from Lodderomyces orthopsilosis Co 90-125, 2988 nucleotides. RefSeq names its product Pfk26p (gene PFK26). Lineage: Eukaryota; Fungi; Ascomycota; Pichiomycetes; Serinales; Debaryomycetaceae. Gene Ontology annotation, molecular function: ATP binding; 6-phosphofructo-2-kinase activity. Gene Ontology annotation, cellular component: cytosol. Gene Ontology annotation, biological process: fructose metabolic process; fructose 2,6-bisphosphate metabolic process. The record is from RefSeq and is a predicted model, not a curated record. The coding region runs from base 1 to 2988 and encodes 995 amino acids. The transcript has a single exon.